This is a messenger RNA of Medioppia subpectinata, 2138 nucleotides long. NCBI's taxonomy places the organism in Eukaryota, Metazoa, Arthropoda, Arachnida, Sarcoptiformes, Oppiidae. The record is from the annotation of a GenBank genome assembly.
AUGUUAUUUGUGUGUAUUUUUUUGGUGUCAAGACUCUGAUCCAACGCAAACAAUCAAGUACAAUUUACAACUUGAUGUUUUAACUAAUAAAAUAUAAUUUGAUUAUAUUCCAGGUGAAUUGCACACAAUUAACGAGGCAAACGAGAAUCUAAACAAUGAAUACCGCAAUAAAUUGGAUAAUUUAACGGAACCGCUGUUUGAAACAUUAGUGGAGGAAUCGCUCACAUAUUUAGGCAUUGAAGAAGCCGUUUGGCAAAAGUCAAAGAAUACCAGUUAUUAUGGCAUCUCAUUCGCCGUCGAUCUCGAAGACAGCGAUGCAGUCAUUCAGUACUUUAAGGCCAGAGGUGUGGGCAGUAAGGGAUCGAGUAUUGGUAUAAUUCCCUUCUCAUUGUACUGCUAUGAGGAUGAAUUGGAUCCAUUGGACGAGAUUGAGCUCAAUGAAAAUGGUGAGAAGGAUGUGCAGCGAAAACUUAGCAAUUUUAAGGCACUCCAGAGCUCUUUCCUGAAGUCAGUGACGGCCCGACUCACUGUCGCUCAGGUGGUCGACAAUGUGAGGAGCGGAGCGUCGCUCACAUUUGACUUCGUGUGUUAUCUCAUAUUCGCCUCUUGGAUCGCAGCCAUGGGUCUGCUCGACAACAGUGUCAUCAGUUUAGUGGCCAGUAUGUUGGUCUCACCCAUGAUGGGACCGGUAAUGGCGAUGACAUUUGGCACCAUCAUUAAGGAUAGAUCACUCCGGAGGCUUGGGUUCAGGAAUUUAGGCGUUUGUUUUGCAAUAACUAUAUUAUUUGGCUACUUCUUUGGCUUAAUUGCGCUAAACUUCACGAAACACUGGAACGCAGAGCAGGAAUGGCCGACAAAUAUGAUGAGGGAGAGGGGUCUGCCUCGAGUGGCAUGGGUUGGCACACUCGUCGCCUUCCCGUCCGGCUGUGCGGUCGCCAUAUCGUUGUUAUCAGGAAACGAGGCCUCACUCGUAGGCGUUGCCAUCUCUGUCUCAUUGCUUCCGCCGGCAGUCAAUGCUGGUCUGUUGUGGGCGUUCUCUACGCUGAAAACCCUGUACUCGAUUAGCGAAGACCCGGUCAAUACCAACUACACUACAGGUGCCCAACGAUCGUACCUUAAUCUUUGUCCAUCGCUGACACCCGAAGAUAAAUACAUUCCCUAUUAUAACGACAACAUCGCUAUAGAGACGGCUAUUUUGGGCGCUUUGAGUCUUAUAUUAUCGCUGAUUAACAUAACCAACAUAUUUAUCGGUGCAUUGAUUUUGUUAAAGAUCAAAGAGAUCGCACCAUUAUCUACAAUGUCACCAAACACCAGACGCUUCUUCCAGGAAGACAUUAAGAUUGCACGCGAAUAUAAUGCAGAGCACGGAAGCAGUAGUGAUAAUAUGGGCGAACGGGUGCUCAAGGAAUGGGCGGACAUGAAUGGGAUCGACGCCAACGAGUUGCUAUCAAACACCCCCGAAGCCCGAGUCACACAAUUUCAUACACUUAAUGAUAUUGUUAGGGACGUCGAGGCCGACGAUGUCUACAGAUCUAUUCAACGGACCAGACUAUCCACACAUAAUGCCGAUUUGUUGCGAAGGAUGAGCCAAAGCCUGUUUCAGCCGCCGAUGAAUAACAUGAAUAAAGAGAGCGGCGGAGGAAAGGAUAGCCGACGCCGGAGUAGCGCUGUUUCCAUAAAUAUGUCCAGUUAUCGCAUUUCGGGCGUCGAAAUGGGAGCCAUCGCUAAUCGCCGUAACGGUAGACGACCCUCUCGUUUGUCACAAAUAGCGCCCACUAUUAUUACAUCGGAUGUGGAUUACGACCGGUUCUCAAUGGGUGAACGGUCUCGACCGCCGACACCGACCAUCAAAAUGCCACUUUCGGCGGGAAUACAGCCCAGAAAUAGCGAUGUUUUUACGUUUGGCGACAAUCUAUUAGUGAAUGAUAUGAAUCGAUCGAGAAAUAGAAAUAGUCUACUAUUGCGGCGAUCACUGCAUCAGACCGACCACUCGCGCUACAGCCUAUGGCCGCGAUCGGCGCCCCCGGUGUCGCCCUCAUCUAUACCCCGUUUUGUGGUCACACCGGUUACCGACUCGCGGACUGAACAGCAAAACUUUAAUUAUUAAUUACUAUGUAAUCAUUAUAUUCUUUGUGUGC